AUGCUAACCCCGACGCGUAUCCUCCGCGCAUCAUGGUCCACCACCCUGCGGCUCCCAAAAUCGAAUUUCCCGCCUAGACCGCUACCUUCUGCGAAUCGCGAGUACCUGCGCCGAUGCACCGAUGAGUUGUAUGCCUGGCAGCGGAGCCCCGACCAAAAAGAAGGAUCUGCCAUACCGAGGUUCACGCUACAUGAUGGACCGCCGUACGCAAACGGACCGCUGCACAUUGGCCAUGCACUGAAUAAAAUUACAAAAGAUGUGAUUUGUAGAUUUGAAGUUGGGCAGGGGAAAGAAGUGUCGUAUAUCCCUGGCUGGGAUUGUCAUGGAUUGCCUAUUGAAAUUAAGGCAUUACAGGCGCAGAAGAAAGAUGCAGCGCAGACGGAUGCAGUGAGUGUGCGGGAGGCGGCACGAGAGUUGGCAGCAAAGACGAUUGAAGAGCAGAAGAGCGGGUUCAGGGAGUGGGCGGUUAUGGGGGAGUGGGAGAAUGCGUAUCAGACUAUGGAGCGGGGGUUUGAGUUGAGGCAGCUCGACGUGUUCAAGGUUAUGUUUGAGAAAGGGCUGGUUUAUAGGCAGUUUAAGCCUGUGUAUUGGAGUCCCAGCUCGCGGACUGCGCUGGCGGAGGCGGAGUUGGAGUAUGAUGAGGGGUAUAAGAGUUUGGCGGCUUUUGUGCGGUACCCUGUGAAGCUCUCGGAAGAACUUAAAGCUGGGGCGCUGAGGGAUGUUGAAGAUGAAGUCAGCGUGGUUAUUUGGACGACUACGCCUUGGACUCUACCGGCAAACAAGGCUAUUGCGGUGCACAGAGAUAUGCAAUAUUGCAUUGUCAAAGAUGCAGGCAACAACAACGAACUCAUCCUUAUCGCUACUUCACGAAUACCCGAGUACGAAAAAAUCCUCGAGCGCAAGCUGGAAAUCGUCGUAUCAGAGCUCCGCGGCUCAGACAUCGCCGACCAAGUCCAAUACGAAAACCCGUUCCAAAAAGCCUCCGGACUACAACCCAUCAUCCACGCAGACUUUGUUACAGACUCGUCAGGUACAGGUCUCGUGCACCUCGCUCCCGGCCACGGCAUGGACGACUACAACGUCUGCACGCCCCUCGGCAUCCCAGCAUUUGCCCCUGUAGACGACGCCGGCGCCUUCACCAAAGAUGCGUUUCCCGAACAGCCAGACUUGCUAGAGGGUUUGCCUGUCACCGACAUCAAGAAAUCCGGUAGCAACGCCGUGUGCAACUACCUGCAGAAACGCGGGUUGCUCCGUGCAAAGCAGAAUUAUCGGCACAAGUACCCGAUUGAUUGGAGGACUAAGGAGCCCGUCAUCACGCGAGCUACUGAGCAGUGGUUUGCAAACGUCGAAGGCAUCAAGGAUGCGUCCAUGAAGGCAAUUGCCAAUGUUAGUUUCAAACCAGAGUCUGGGCGGAGUCGUCUGGAGAGCUUCAUUCAAGGUCGGAGUCAAUGGUGCAUCUCGCGGCAGCGCGCGUGGGGUGUGCCUAUACCUGCUUUGUACAAGGUAGAGGGUGAUACCCUUGAAGCGACUAUGGAUUCCAAGGUCAUUGAGCAUAUCAUUCAAGUCAUCAAAGAGCGUGGCAUCAACGCAUGGUGGACGGAUGCACCAGACGAUCCCGCGUGGAAGCCGCCGCACCUCAACGGCACAUAUGUACGCGGCAGAGACACAAUGGACGUAUGGUUCGACAGCGGAACAAGCUGGACUCUUCUACCUCCGCAAAAAGACGAACCCGUAGCAGACGUAUACCUCGAAGGCACCGAUCAGCAUCGCGGCUGGUUCCAGUCCUCGCUCCUCACCCACGUCGCCACGCAACCGUACGCAAGCGCCACCGUCAAGGCACCGUACAAAACCCUCAUCACCCACGGCUUCACCCUCGACUCGGACGGCCGCAAAAUGAGCAAGUCCCUCGGCAACGUCAUUUCCCCCUUCCAAAUCAUGUCGGGCGAACUGCUUCCCCCCGUGAAGCGCAAGAAGCAAAAGGGCGCAAAGCGAGACGCAGCGACUAAACAUGCUCCGACGUACGACUCCAUGGGCGCCGACGCACUGCGUCUCUGGGCCGCAAGCAGCGACUAUACGCGCGACGUAACAAUCGGCCAGCCGCUCCUCAUGUCGGUGAAUCAAGCCCUGCACAAGUACCGCGUCACUUUCAAAUGGCUUCUGGGUAUCUUCUCCCUCCCCUCGUGUUCCCCACCGUUUGUAUCCUUCAACAGCCUCGUCCCCACCACCAGCGAGUUUGCAGAACUAACAGAUCGACUCGCGGUACACCGUCUGGUACAGGUAAGCAACGAAGCGCAUACUCACUUUGUAAACUACGAUUUCUUCAAGGGCAUCAACACGCUGAACAAGUACAUUGCCAUGGACCUGAGCGCUUUCUACUUUGAGACGCUCAAAGAUAGAGUGUACACGGGUGAUACGGCGGAUUGCCAGACGCUCCAGCGCGUUUUGGGCUUGAUUUUCUACGAGCUACUGCAGAUGCUGGCGCCCGUGUGUCCGUUGCUUGUCGAGGAAGUCUGGGAUCAUGUCCCUGCUGCCCUAAAAGACAAGAGUAUCCAUCCUGCGCGCGCAACGUGGGAGCGUCUUGCGCCGCUGCCCGAGUCGGAAGCCAAGAGUUUGGAGCGUAUGAGCGGGGUGGUGGGGACGCUUGGUGGUGCGAUUAAGGUUGCGCAAGAGAGGGUUCGGGCGGGGAAGAAGAUUGGAUCGAGUUUGGAAUGUGCGGCGACUGUUUACCUGCCUGCUUCUAGCAUUGAGGCGUUGAGUGGGACAUUUUCAAAUGCCAUGCAUCCACUGGGUCUUCAAGCUGAAGACAUGGAGAAUCAGUUGGCAGGCUUGUUUGUCAUUAGCGAAAUGAAGCGGCAAUGGGCGUGGGUGGAAGAGGAAGCUGUGGCGGCAAGUGGAGACCAAGGCAGUGAUUUGCUCACAAAAGCACGAGUGCUGGUGCAUCCCCCUAGUCGGGAAAAGUGUCCGAGGUGCUGGCGCUUUGUCAAGGAAGAAGCGGAGGAUGUGUGUAGCAGGUGUGCGCAUGUUGUGGAGAAACAGGGCGGGGUUUAA
Molecule: messenger RNA, 3048 nt
Organism: Bipolaris victoriae FI3
Lineage: Eukaryota; Fungi; Ascomycota; Dothideomycetes; Pleosporales; Pleosporaceae
Exons: 3
Coding region: 1-3048 (1015 amino acids)
Biological process (GO): isoleucyl-tRNA aminoacylation
Cellular component (GO): cytosol
Molecular function (GO): ATP binding; tRNA binding; isoleucine-tRNA ligase activity
Source: RefSeq, a predicted model, not a curated record